Messenger RNA from Apis mellifera (honey bee), 504 nucleotides. Lineage: Eukaryota; Metazoa; Arthropoda; Insecta; Hymenoptera; Apidae. The record is from the annotation of a RefSeq genome assembly.
AUUAUAUUAACAAUCAUCAUAUUAUCAAAAAUUUUUAUAUCUUCAUUAAUUUCAAUAAUUUUAACAAUUUAUUUAAAUAACAUCUUUAAUAGACCUUCCAUAUUACUAAUUUAUUUAAUUUCUUACUCUAUUUAUAUAUCCUUAAUAAUAUUUACCAUAUGUUCAAUAAAUUCACUAUUAAUUUUAAUAAUUUUAAUUGUUUUUUUAAGAGGAAUAUUAAUUAUAUUUUCUUAUUUUAUUUCAUUAAUCAAUGAACCAUUAAAAUUAAAAAUAAAGCCUUUUAUUCAAACUUUAUUUUUAAUUAUUAUUACAAUAAAAAUCUAUAAUAAAUUAAGACAAAAUGAACAUUACUUUAAUUAUUUUAAGAAUAUUGAUUUAAUAUAUCUAUAUAUAAAAAUAAAUUCAACACUAUUUUUUAUUAUAAUUUUAAUAUUAAUUAUUACCCUAAUUUUAAUAACAAAGAUUACAUAUAUUGAAAAAAAAACUCUACGUAAAAAAAAAUAA